Triplophysa rosa is the source of this 924-nucleotide messenger RNA. It is a transcript of the gene exosc4, whose product is annotated as exosome component 4. Gene Ontology annotation, biological process: U4 snRNA 3'-end processing; poly(A)-dependent snoRNA 3'-end processing; nuclear mRNA surveillance. Lineage: Eukaryota; Metazoa; Chordata; Actinopteri; Cypriniformes; Nemacheilidae. The record is from RefSeq and is a predicted model, not a curated record. The transcript is spliced from 3 exons. The coding region runs from base 82 to 819 and encodes 245 amino acids. Gene Ontology annotation, cellular component: nuclear exosome (RNase complex); nucleolus; cytoplasmic exosome (RNase complex).
GAUUACGAGAUGAAGAAGAUCUUUGCGUUCACCGCACGCUGUAUUCCUGUUGAAUGCGUAUUUGUGUAGAAGUCAGUGGUCAUGGCGGGGCUCGAGUUGCUGUCAGAUCAGGGAUACAGGCUCGAUGGACGAAAAGCCUCCGAGCUGCGUAAAGUGCAGGCUCGCAUGAGUGUGUUUGCUCAAGCCGACGGGUCCGCUUAUCUGGAGCAGGGAAACACCAAAGCGCUCGCGGUGGUUUAUGGUCCGCACGAGACACGAGGUUCUCGCAGUAAAUCCCUGCAUGAUCGUGCAGUCAUUAACUGUCAGUACAGCAUGGCCACAUUCAGCACGGCGGAGAGGAAGAGACGUCCACACGGUGACCGCAAGUCCAGCGAGAUGAGCCUUCACUUGAAACAGACCUUCGAAGCGGCGGUUCUUACUCAGCUCUAUCCACGAUCACAAAUCGACAUCUAUGUAAAGAUUCUGCAGGCAGAUGGUGGAAACUACAGCGCAUGUGUAAAUGCUGCCACUUUGGCUCUGGUGGACGCAGGCAUCCCCAUGCGUGACUAUGUGUGUGCCUGCACCGCCGGCUUUGUGGAAGACACGCCGCUGGCUGAUCUUUGUCACGUAGAGGAGAGCGGAGGAGGCACAUCGCUGUCAUUGGCCCUGCUGCCCCGCAGUGGGAACAUCGCCCUGCUGCAGAUGGACGCCCGUCUCCAUCAGGACCACUUGGACACGUUAAUGGAGGCGGCCAUGACCGCGAGUAAAGGUCUUAGUAAAGUCCUGGAUAGUGUUGUGAGCCAACAUCUGAAGGAGGUUUCGGUUCUAACCAGGGACUGAGGAGGAGAGCAGCUUUUGGUGAUCAGACUGACGCUUUGGAUGACUAGAAUGAGUCAUUAUUCGUGACUAAUCGCAUGCAAAAUAAACAUUUUUGUUGACAUAAUA